AUGAGGAUGCACUUCCGCAUCCUGAAGAGGAGGUUCCAGGACGCAGUGUGCGAGAGAGAGAGGAGACAGUUCGUGGAAGUCGUUAGGAGGCACCAGGAUUUGAUACAUUUAGCCGACAAUGUGGAAAUCCUGUAUUCCAAGUCUACACUCUUCAACAUCGUCACCAGUUCUGUUCUCAUUUGUCUUAGCGGGUUUAAUGUUACGUCGGUGGAGGAUAUGGGCGUGGUGAUAUCAUUCAUGGCGUUCCUGUCCAUGAGUCUCACACAAAUCUUUUUGUUGUGCUACUUCGGAGAUAUGCUCAUGAAAUCGAGUAUGGAAAUAAGUGACGCCAUCUACAACAGCGAGUGGUAUCAAGCAGAUCAGCGUAUGAAGAGGAACGUGCUCCUUGUUCUGAUCAGAUCUCGUAGACCAUGUAAACUGACAGCGGCCCGAUUCGCGGACGUCAAUUUGACAGCAUUCACUACGAUACUGAGUCGAUCGUGGUCUCUCUUCGCUCUUCUGAAAACUGUUUACAAAUAAACUUAAGUUUAUGUGUAUUACGUUUGAGUUUAUAUUAGGACCUG
Messenger RNA from Leguminivora glycinivorella, 563 nucleotides. It is a transcript of the gene Or-24, whose product is annotated as odorant receptor 67c-like. Lineage: Eukaryota; Metazoa; Arthropoda; Insecta; Lepidoptera; Tortricidae. Gene Ontology annotation, cellular component: plasma membrane. The transcript is spliced from 6 exons. The record is from RefSeq and is a predicted model, not a curated record. Gene Ontology annotation, biological process: sensory perception of smell; detection of chemical stimulus involved in sensory perception of smell. The coding region runs from base 1 to 519 and encodes 172 amino acids. Gene Ontology annotation, molecular function: olfactory receptor activity; odorant binding.